Molecule: messenger RNA, 1548 nt
Organism: Auanema sp. JU1783
Lineage: Eukaryota; Metazoa; Nematoda; Chromadorea; Rhabditida; Rhabditidae
Source: the annotation of a GenBank genome assembly
AUGAUAUAUAUCUUUAUAUGUAUUCUUCAUAGAGUUCAAUUCAUACUGGAUUACGAAAGAGAAACUCCGGAAGAACAUAUUGCAUCUAUCGCGGAGCAAUUAAUCGUUAAAACGUCCUACGAUGUAGAUGUUCGAAUAAAUAAUAGCGAGUACAGCAAGGAUCGACGAGAAAACAUUCAUAAGGAGUACUUUUGUCCUCUCUGCAUUACACUUUCCAAUGGAAAUUCUCAAAUACCAAAAGUUCUCGACUGUGGACAUAUAUUCUGCUGGAACUGUAUAUUUGCUACCUCAAUAGGACGAGAUCCAACAGUAGUAUGUCCAACUUGUAAUAAAAUUACGAAGAACAUCUACAAUUGCAAUGCCAAAUAUGAUUUAUGCGAAGAUAUCGAUAAUUUGGAUAUCUCUUUGGCAAACUCGAGUACUAGGGAACUCACCGAUUUCACAAAUAUAGCUUUAACCGUAGACGGAAUUUCGUUCUCGAUGCGAGAAGAUAUUCGCAAACUAGAACAUUUGAUUUUAUCUCAAAAUAAAAAAAACCGUCCUGACUAUGAGUCCGGCUUAGCCGAAAAACAGAGACUCAUUCUCAAAAUACUCAAAUCAAAAGCCUAUGUUAUGAGAAUAACUGUGGCGUCUUACUUAAUGAAUCACAAAAUGUCGCGAGCCAUGAAUCAAGCAUGCACAAAAGGAGAUAAGCCUCUGUUUGAAACAAAGAAGGACUUCUUAUCCUUACGACGCUGGGGCAUCAAAGAGAACAAGUUCAAAUAUAGAGGUGGAUUUCGAACAAUUCCCAUGUACCAUAUGUGUUCAUCUCCAUCUCAGUUAGGACACAUUCCGAACAUUUUGAAACAGUAUAUGAUACAGUUGAAAGUACUCCGAGUAAGUUCGAAAGCUGUAACGUUAUGUAGUAUAUGUAAUGAUACUGUGCAUGGAGGAACUCAUGGUUUCGUAGAGCAUUGUGUUUUACAUAAGCAUAGAGGAGUCUUAGUACACGUUGUCCGUACUGAUGAUUGGUGUGAGUUAUACCUUUUUUCAAAGCGACAAACUUUCAACGCUCAUUCUUUCGUAAGCAGAGUGGAGUUCACGGAUGAUGAAGUAGUUCCGGAUUUUUUGGAAGAAUUCAAAUCUCAAAAUGACUUGAAUGAGUCUAAAUCCCCAGCUGAUUUCUUCUUUCCACGAGGAAUUCAUUUUCGGGAAGGAGAGGCAUUGUUCAUACACAUUCCUUCUGUCUGUGAAGUUCAUCAACCAACACGCGGAAAUUUCGCACCAGAGGACAUGAUUAAACAUCCCUGUGAUAUGGAAGGCGAAUUCCGACUAGAUGCUCAUGAAGAGAGGGUUUUUUUCAAAAAAACUGAGUUGAUCAAAUGGUUUAACUUAUACUCGGAAGAAUCAGACAGCAUUGCGCAGCUGACAGCUGUUUUAGAGGGGGGUGUGUCAUACUCUAAAACCAAGAGAAUACUUCUCUGGAAAGAAGUUGCAAACUGCAUUAAUUCUAGAAUUAUAAAUGAGCAGGUCAACCUUUUUGGAGGCAUAGCCAAACAAUUCAUGUGA